Molecule: messenger RNA, 1609 nt
Organism: Callorhinus ursinus (northern fur seal)
Lineage: Eukaryota; Metazoa; Chordata; Mammalia; Carnivora; Otariidae
Gene: NRN1
Product: neuritin 1
Biological process (GO): neuron projection extension; nervous system development
Cellular component (GO): plasma membrane
Source: RefSeq, a predicted model, not a curated record
AUUCCCAGCUCUUCCCCCCUCUCUCUCUCAGCCUCUCUCUCUCUCUCUUUCUCUCUCUCUCUUCCUCGCUCCCUCUCUUUCUCUCCUCCCUCUGCCUUCCCCGUGCAUAAAGUCUCCGUCGCUCUUGGAACUUGUUGGCAAUGCCUAUUUUUCAGCUUUCCCCCGCGUUCUCUAAACUAACUAUUUAAAGGUCUGCGGUCGCAAAUGGUUUGACUAAACGUAGGAUGGGACUUAAGUUGAACGGCAGAUAUAUUUCACUGAUCCUCGCGGUGCAAAUAGCGUACCUGGUGCAGGCCGUGAGAGCAGCGGGCAAGUGCGAUGCGGUCUUUAAGGGCUUUUCGGACUGUUUGCUCAAGCUGGGCGACAGCAUGGCCAACUACCCGCAGGGCCUGGACGACAAGACGAACAUCAAGACCGUGUGCACAUACUGGGAGGAUUUCCACAGCUGCACGGUCACAGCCCUUACGGAUUGCCAGGAAGGGGCGAAAGAUAUGUGGGAUAAACUGAGAAAAGAAUCCAAAAACCUCAACAUCCAAGGCAGCUUAUUCGAACUCUGCGGCAGCGGCAACGGGGCGGCGGGGUCCCUGCUCCCGGCGCUCCCCGUGCUCCUGGUGUCUCUCUCGGCAGCUUUAGCGACUUGGCUUUCCUUCUGAGCGCGGGGCCGGCUCCCCCCGCGCGCCCACCCACACUCACUCCAUGCUCCCGGAAAUCGAGAGGAAGAUCCAUUCGUUCUUUGGGGACGUUGUGAUUCUCUGUGAUGCUGAAAACACUCAUGUAGGAUUGUGGGAAAUCCUGAUUCUCCUUUUGAUUUCGUUUGAUUUCUUGUGUUUUAUUUGCCAAAUGUUACCAAUCAGUGAGCAAGCAAGCACAGCCAAAAUCGGACCUCAGCUUUAGUCCGUCUUCACACAAAAAUAAGAAAACGGCAAACCCACCCCAUUUUUUUUUAUUUUUAAUUUUUACUUUUGGCACAAGAAUCUCAGGAACGGCCCUGGGCCACCUACUAUAUUAAUCAUGUUAAUACAUGACAAAUGAUGGGCUCCUCCUAAUAAGAAAGAGAGGAGAAGGCCAGGGGAAUGAAUUCAAGAGAGAUGUCCACGAGGAAAGCAUAUGGUGAAUAACUCACGCUCACGUCUUUCUUCCACAGUAUCUUGUUUUGAUCAUUUCCACUGCACAUUUCUCCUCGAGGAAAGUGAAAGGACAGAUUGUUGGCUUUGUGGUUUAAGGAUAGGAGGGAGAGAGGGAAGGGAUUGAGGAAAUCUCGGGUGUCUAGGUAAAGGUUUCCAGAAGAAUCGCUGCUAAAGUCACUGAGAGGUUAAGCUUUACCUGCUGUUGUCGAUGCAUCUUUCCAAGUCCACUGCCUUUAUUUUCCCUCUUGUUUUAGCUGUUACACAUACAGUAAUACCUGAAUAUCCAACGGUAUAGAUCACAAGGGGGGGGUGUUAAAUGUUAAUCUAAAAUAUAGUUAAAAAAGAUUUUGACAUAAAAGAGCCUUGAUUUUAAAAAAAAAGAGAGAGAUGUAAUUUAAAAAGUUUAUUAUAAAUUAAAUCAGCAAAAAAAGAUUUGCUACAAAGUAUAGAGAAGUAUAAAAUAAAAGUUAUUGUUUGAAAUG